This is a messenger RNA of Brienomyrus brachyistius, 4812 nucleotides long. Its product is annotated as lysophosphatidic acid receptor 6-like. Gene Ontology annotation, biological process: G protein-coupled receptor signaling pathway. Gene Ontology annotation, cellular component: membrane. Bases 303 to 1406 code for a protein of 367 amino acids. The record is from RefSeq and is a predicted model, not a curated record. Gene Ontology annotation, molecular function: oxysterol binding; G protein-coupled receptor activity. NCBI's taxonomy places the organism in Eukaryota, Metazoa, Chordata, Actinopteri, Osteoglossiformes, Mormyridae. The transcript has 4 exons.
AGGUUCGUCAGGGUCAUACCAGAAACACUACUCACGUUCAUUUUUUUAAAAAAAAUACGUCCAAGGGAACUUCCCAUACAGUCAAUAAGGAGUCUGUAUUUCACACUUUAAAUAUUCGCUUUUAAGGAAUGGUUAGAUCUUACCCGUUCCUUCAAAACAACGUCUGCAUGUGAAUAAUAAAAGGCUAUCAUGAAAAACCGACGCAACGUAGCUGGAUUGUUUACCAAUGGAAAAACGAAUCGAAUAUUAGGAGAUAUUCACCCAGCCAUCCAUCUUCAAAAAGUUUUUGAAAUUGGAUAUCUAUGGACGCCUUAACCGAAGCCGCCGCAGUUAAUGCAGCCACGCCUGGCAUGACGGCAUGGGGGAAUGAGGCCUGGCUUAACCUCACCGAAGCGAACGGCACUAACCUGACAGAGAGCUGCGAAGCGCACAGUGCUGAUUUCCAGUACUUGAUGCUGCCAAUCGUCUACAGCAUCGUUUUCGUGCUCUCUAUGAUCGGCAAUCUCACCGCUCUGGCACAUUUCCUGCACUCGCAGUCCGUCACGCAGCCCUCGCAUGUUUUUUUGGUGAAUUUGUGUGCCAUUGACCUCCUUUUCACACUCACGCUGCCCUUAAAUGUGCUUUACCAUGUGGGCCACAACCACUGGCCCUUCGGGGAGGAGGCGUGCAAAGUGAACGGGGCACUCUUCUUCGGAAACCUGUACGGCAGCUCCCUCUUCUUGAUGCUCAUCUCGCUGGACCGCUACCUCGCUGUCGUCCACCCACUGCGCGCCCUCCGACUACGCCAUCCCAAAUACCGGAUCCUGAUAUCUUGCUCGGUGUGGCUAGCUCUGAUCUCUGUCAUCCUCUACCUAACCCUACGGGUCCCUGCGACCCGGCCCUUCCCGUCUGGGCUCAUCGCCUGCAUGGAGAACUUCUCUUCGGACUCGUGGCACGGCCGCGUCUCCGCCGUCAUCCUGCUGGCAAGCGUGCUGAGCUUCUUCCUGCCCCUGUCUGUCAUUGCCACCUGCUACCCGCUCAUCGCCUGCAGACUGCUGAGCCGCCAGGCCGAGGACAGCGAGGCGGGGGGCGGAGUCUCGGCGCAGCGGGGCUCGCGGAGGAUGCGCAGGCGCGCCCUGCGCAUGGUGCUUCUAGUCCUGGCCGUCUUCCUGCUCUGCUUCACCCCAUAUCACCUGAACCAGCUGCUGCACACGCUGGCCCGCAUGGACGUCCUGGCUGGCUGCCCUAUCCUCCGUUUCACCUACCCCAUGCGGCGCAUCACCAUGGCCCUCUGUAGCUUUAACGCCUGCCUGGACCCGCUGGUGUACUGCCUGGCCUCCGAGAGCUUCCAGUGGAGGCAGGCCUGGAGGUGCUGCAGAUGUGACCGAGUGAGCAAGAGGCUGAGACAGACGGUGGGCCGUGGCUAGAGGUGGCUGGAAGGCCUGCGAGAAAUGGCUUGCGGAAUGAACAUUUCGCUGGCCCAGUGGGUGCUCUGCCCUUCCGGUUUCAAAAAGACAGCGUUCCUCUUAUAAAGAAGGAUGCUUCCAUCUGCAUGGACAAACCAAGACUAACCCAGGAGCUUGUAGUUCAAUGAUGAUGAGAUCAAAAGGGUCUGUCUCUAACCAGGGACCAGAAAAUGAAGACAGAGCAGAGCUCCUACCAGUAAUAUGUGACAUUAUAAAUGAUUGAGAACUAUGGGUGAGGGGAGGGUCCCAUUUGAAUAUUUCUCGUCUUGGGGAUGGUCCCGGUAUGAGGCAGAAAACACCGUGGCUACGUUCUGAAGGAUAUUUAAAACUUUGUUUUGUUUAGAGAAAGAAAUAAGAGUGGAGGAGAUGAUAGCCAAGGGACAUGGAGAGCCAGGGGGAUUCGGGGGCCCAGCACUUUAUAGGGGCCCCAAAUGCAACUGUAACCCCCGCGCCCCCCUCCAGCUGAGCAAAAUGUAUUGUGGGGGUCCAAGAUGAUAUUUUUCCCAGGCAGCCUAGAAUUUCUAGCUGCACCUCGUGGAAGCAUGAAAGCAUCAACAACGGAUCUACAAAGUUCUACAAAAUGUUCACAAAACAGGGGCAUGGAACCCGGGUUGGAGACCCUUAAUGUACCAGUCAAUGCCAGUUAAUAGAGUGCUGCUGGUGAACUGAUCGGAUAGAUGUACAAUAACAGUUACACAAUGAUAACAAUCUUUGGGAAACCAAAGUUGUUUACUUUUUGAACGUUAGUCAGGUGUGACUUCCGUACUAUGGACAGUUCCACCUUGAAUAUCUAUUUAAAUUUACAGUUACUUCAGACACUCCUGGGUGCUGAACAUUCAUUUGUAAUUAGAAUGUAGUUUAGUUCUAAAUUAGGUUCAGAUGAGAGCUAAAAGUGUAAUAACAUGUACAUGAUUACAAAAUUAUCCAGAUGAACGCAAAAGUAAAAUUUAUGAUUGGAGCUCAUUUUCAGGAUUAAGCAGCCGUGCAAUGCUGAAGUAAGUACCUCUGUUAUUUUUAUUCAUAUUGAACAGGGUGGUGCAGUGGUCAGCACUGUUGCCUCACACCUCUGGGACCCAGGUUCGAGUCUCCGCCUGGGUUACAUGUGUGUGGAGUUUGCAUGUUCUCCCCAUGUCGUCGUGGGGUUUCCUCUGGGUACUCCGGUUUUCCCCUACAGUCCAAAAACAUGCUGAGGCUGAUUGGAGUUGCUAAAUUGCACAUAGGUGUGCAUGUGCGAGUGAAUGGUAUGUGAGUGUGCCCUGCGAUGGGCUGGCCCCCCAUCCUGGGUUGUUCCCUGCCUUGUGUCCAUUGCUUCUGGGAUAGGCUCCAGACCCCCUGUGACCCAGUAGGAUAAGCGGUUUGGAAAAUGGAUGGAUGGAUAUAUGUCUCUUUUGAUAUAAGAAACUUAAUAGUAUAUGAAGAUAUUUUGUUGACAUGUUUAUAUUGGACUUACUAACACAAAACCUGGCUUAGUAUUUGUUUUGUAUAUGUAUAAAAAACUGCAUCCAAUCAAUGGCAUGUCCCAACCUUGUGCCCUGUGCUACUUGGGAUAGGCCCCAGGCCCCCUGUGACCCCUGACCCCGACGAUGUUAGAAAAUGGAUGGUAAGGUGGAUAAAGGUAUGAAGCAAACACAUAGCCACUUAUUCAAAUUAUGAAAUUAACCCCUCCCCUUUGAAAUGCUUGCUCCUGACCAGGCACGUAGUCAGAUAUUAAAAUUACUGGUUUAGACUCGUCAAAAUUCACCCAUACCCCAGCAGUUUACUGGGAGGGGCCUAUGAGUAGGGUUGCCAGACCACCCUCCCCAGCCCUGUUUCUGGCUACGAGCUGAGCAUGAAGUGAUGACUUUGAGGCUGUGUGACUUCUUAUUGUGGUGAACGAGCUGCAUUUCAUUUUCACACAGAAACAUAAACCUGAGAGAUAUUUUCGACUGGCUACAAGUGUUGUGUCAAAUCAGGUUUGUUUUGUAGUGAGAUUUUAAACAGGGCUUUUACACAAAGAGAAGCACCCUCUUGUGUUUGAUACGUGCAUGCGAUUUCUUACACAAAGCUACGAUACAACCUUCAAUACUUAAUAUUUACUACUUUUAUUUUCAUAAGAUGAACACUAUUUAUAGAAUGUACAGCAGUUGUCUUUCUGGGGAUUUGUAGUUGGUGAGAUUCGUGAGAGUUUCAAACUGACUGAUCAACACCAAAUUCUUGUUUUGAGUCAUGUUUUAUCCUGGUCCGAUUUUGAGAACAUUCUUGUGUUAGUAACAUAUAGUUCUGUACAAUAAGCACUGAGGGCAGCCUGUUUUAUUUCUCUACGGGUGCUGCUCCUGUGCCAAGUUCUUCUCAUUUAGUUCAGUGAAACCAUUAAAAUGUAAAUGAUCUAACUGUAUUCUCCAGUUAGAUGAAAGUAACUCUGGUAAAAUAACUUACCCCAAUUCUCAGCUCACUGUGAUGUUGUACUGGGCAGAUAUGUAGCUGAUCUGUGCACGUUUUCUGUGUAAAUUUUAAUGUUUAGCAACAGCUGAGGAGAGAAACAGCCCAUUUAACACCCACAACAUCAUCUUUCCGUGCGCGUUUAUUGAAAACAAGGAAAUCAUUUUGGUUCUUUGCGUGGUCUGAUGUUAGGGGUGAUGCAAGAGUGCAAGUGGUGUAGGAAUGUCGUGUGCUUGUGAGCACCUGAGUGCAGGAUCUUUCACUUUGCAUCGGGGUUAACAAAGGUCCAGAGGAUCUGCCGUACAAACACUGACGGGGGUUGAUAUGGUUGCGACACAGUGUAUGUGAUGACUGAAACUUGGACCAUUUCGAAUAAUAGCCACUACUUCUGUAGCCCAGAGAUGUCAUUCAUUUUUCAGUAUGUUUUGUCGAUUUUCGCAUGUUUUACAGCGGAGUCCUCAUUUUUCUUCCGUAGAGAAGUGCCAACUUCUGCAUUUUGCUUUGCGGUUGUGAAGUAAUAAACACAUCUGGUUCAGCACGUCCACUUCCGUUAUUGAAUUGCUCUCUGCCUCCAACCCCUUCUAGCAAGUUUAGGUUACAGUCAUGUUCAAAUAAUCGAUGUUCAAAUUUCAUACAUUCCCCAGGUUUUUACGCUGUUCUUGCUUAUGAUCCUCUGCAAUACAGCCGUUACCUGUUUAAAAAAGGAAGCUGGUUUAGCUUUUGAAAUAUCCUUGUACAGUGGUAUUUAACCACAACCACAAGCCAAGUGUCACUUUUGUACAAUAAACUCUAGUAGACAUUGUUUAAAAUUUCUUAGUGGCUGGGUUUUACUGUGCCUGCCCAUUGAUUAUCCAGCAUUGUGGGACACUGAUACUGCUGUGAUGUACAUGAUUGUUAUAUGCAUACAAAUAAGUACUGCUAAAUAAAACUACAAUGACAAAACAAACAA